Molecule: messenger RNA, 3678 nt
Organism: Vollenhovia emeryi
Lineage: Eukaryota; Metazoa; Arthropoda; Insecta; Hymenoptera; Formicidae
Exons: 2
Biological process (GO): proteolysis
Molecular function (GO): aspartic-type endopeptidase activity
Source: RefSeq, a predicted model, not a curated record
AUGGCGGACGAGAACAAGACGGGCAAGACGGACCGCCCGAAGACACCUGUGUUGGAUGUGCCGCAGGGAGACCGCGCGUCGGGGAGGACGGCGUCUCCUGCCCGGCUAGCACCGGAGCUCGCGUUGAAGGCUCGGACUCAGAUGGGCCGGAUUACGCUGCUCAAAGAGCUCAUCGAUGCCCUGCCGGUGGUCCCAGCGGAGACCUCGCUCGAGGAGGUCUCUCAAUUUCAACAGCAGGUCGAGGAAACGCACAAGGCCUUCCUCAAGGAACACGCCUACCUAGAGGUCUCCUGGCCGGCGGCGUUCAUCAACGAUGAGUACUUCUCAGGAAAUGCUCACCUCGACGAGUCGCGGUGCUACCUGCAGGCGCGACGGAUCAUCGGCGUGCUCCGCCACGCACUGACAGCUCAGCCCGCUCAACCGCAGACCAGCUCAUCGGCCGGCGAAACUCGACAGCCGCACUCACGCUUGCCGGACAUCUCACUCCCCAAGUUUACUGGGGAGUAUACUGAGUGGCCUGCGUUCAGGAAUCUUUUCACCAGCCUGAUUCUUCAGAACGAGCAGCUCACGAACGUCGAGAAAUUGCACUAUCUCCGUUCGUCAGUGGAAGGCGCGGCAGCUCAACCGAUCGCAGGUUUCACUAUGGCCGGCGACUCACUCAUGCCGUCCUGGAAGCUGCUCAAAGACCGCUUUGAAAACAAACGUCUGCUCAUCCAUGCUCUCCUGGAUAAACUGUUUGCCAGCUCAACCCCGGUGCCACGGAAGGCGGCGGCAUUGGAUCGACAUGUCUCAGGAUUCAGGGAAGCGCUCAAGGGACUGGAGGCCCUCGAGGUGACGGACAAGCUCGGGGAUUGCGCAGUGGUGUACCAGGCCACGCGACUCUUAGAUCGCGUGACGCGCGAGCAGUGGGAGAACUCGGUCGGAGCGACGCAAGAGUAUCCCACGUUCGAGAAGCUCGACGAGUUUUUGACAACGCGGAUAAGGGCUCUCGAACGGAUCGAGAGUACGACAGCUCAUCCCGGUCCUACCACAACCUCCUCACCAAACAAGAAACCGGCAGCUCAGCGGGUGGCUCAUCAGGCGACUCAGCAGGGCGAUUCGUCGUACCCAUGCGACUGUUGCAACGCGCAACAUUUCAUCGUGAUGUGCACGAAGUUUCGGGAGCUGUCGCCAUCAGCCCGGCACAAGGUGGCAAUCGACAAGCGCUUGUGCUUCAAUUGCCUGGGGAGGCACAGCGUGCGGGCAUGCAAGUCCCAGCGCGGGUGCAAGAAGUGUUCGCAGCGGCACCACACUAUGCUCCACGACGCAUCUGCAACGACUUCGACCGCUCAAAAGCCUGGCGGCUCGUCGGCCUUGGCAGUGAUUAGCUCAUCGAUAGUACAACAUUCAGCGCGUCUGCUCAUUGACACAGGAUCCGAGCUCACCUUCGUCUCGGAGAAUCUCAUUCGGCAGCUCAACAUCCCUCGUCAAUACUCAGGUCUUCUCAUCACUGGAAUUGCAGGCAAGGAGUGUACUCGGACACGAGGAGUCGUGUCACUCACGUUACGCUCGACACAUUCCAACGCAGCUGCCACAAUUCAAGCUCAUGUCCUCCGGACAGUUACAUCAAUCUUACCAUCGUUCGAGGCGGAACCGGAAGAAUGGCCGCAUCUCAGGAACUUGGCAUUAGCCGAUCCUGAUUUUCUCAUCCCACGGCCAAUUGACAUCCUCAUCGGCGCAGACGCAUACGGGCAAAUCAUCAAGCCCAACGUCAUCAGGCAUUCUCCACUCAUGCCGAUAGCGCAACUCUCCAUUUUCGGAUGGCUCGUUCUGGGACCAGUCAAGAAGGAAGCAACACGCACAUCAACGCACCAUGCUUCUACUCAAGUCAACGAGGAUGAUCUCAACGAGUUACUGACAAAAUUCUGGGUUCAAGAGGAGGUGCCCACUCACGAUGUCAACCAACUCACUCCUGACGAGCAGAGGUGCGAAGAGCACUUCAAGGCCACACACUCUCGUGACCCAUCUGGAAGGUACGUCGUCAGGAUUCCGCUCAAAUCACCAGCAGAUCUUCUGGGUGACUCUUACCACGUCGCCCAUCAGUGCCUCAAGGGGCUACGCAGACGAUUCUCAAGGGAUGUGAACUAUCGACGGCUCUAUCAACAAUUCAUGAUGGAUUAUGAAACGCUCAACCACAUGACGAAGGCAUCAUCCAUCUCCAGUCGUCGCUCACACUUCUACCUGCCACAUCACGGUGUUCUCAAGCCUGACAGUACAACAACGAAGCUGCGAGUCGUAUUUAAUGGCUCCAGCGCAUCAACAUCGGGCUACUCUGCUAACGACCUCAUGUAUACUGGAGCGAAAUUGCAUCUGAAUAUCUCAGAUGUUCUCCUCUGGAUACGACGACACCGUCACAUUUUCGCUACGGACAUCACCAAGAUGUACAGGCAGAUCAAAAUUCACAAGGAUGACUGGGAGUUGCAACGGAUACUCUGGAUGGACGAUCAACUCAAUGAAGUGCCAUAUCAUCUGACAACCGUCACCUACGGGACAAAGGCCGCGCCGUUCUUGGCCGUUAGGACGCUGUUACAAUUAGCAGAGGACGAAGGACAUAAAUAUCCAUUGGCUGUGCCAUCCAUCACUCAUGGCAGGUAUGUCGAUGACAUAUUUGGUGGUGCAGAUACGAUUCAACAAUUGCAGGAGGUCGCACAUCAACUAAAGGGCCUCUGCAUGGCGGGCGGCUUUCCACUGGCAAAAUGGCAUGCUACUCAUCUAGACAUACUCAAGACUGUCACCGACAGCGAAGACCAAGGCUUACCAAUCACAUUCGACGAUUGCGCAACCAAGAUACUCGGACUUAAAUGGCUCCCUCAAGAAGAUACCUUUGCAUUCUCAACACGAAGCUCACGCAAGGACGGCAGACUCACAAAACGCCUCGUAUUAUCUGAAGUGGCUCAGAUAUUCGAUCCACUUGGCUUUGCAUCACCCGUCGUGAUCAAGGCCAAAAUUCUCUUGCAGGAGCUGUGGCUGCACAAGCUCCAAUGGGAUGAUCCACUGCCAUCCCAGCUCUCAACCCGGUGGCUCUCCAUCAGAGAAGAACUCACAAGUCUGGCCAGACUCUCAAUACCUCGGUGGCUCAAUACAUGGAGCGACUCGCAAGUGGAACUCCAUGGAUUCUCUGAUGCUUCUCAAUUGGCAAUGGCUGCAGUCAUAUACAUAUCCGUCCACGACUCAGACGGCGCCACGUUCUCACUUGUGUGCUCCAAAACUAAGGUAGCACCUCUCAAGCGGCUCUCAAUCCCGCGACUUGAACUCACGGCUGCUCUUCUGCUCUCUCGGCUCAUGCAAUACGUCACAGCCACCUUGAACAUGGACGUUACGGCAACGCAUAUGUGGACGGACUCUCUAGUGACACUCUCGUGGAUCAGAUCUCAUGCAUCACGCUGGAAGGAUUUCGUCAGGAACAGGGUGGCUCAAAUUCAAGAACUCACUUCAGCUGCUCACUGGAGAUACAUACCUGGAACUUCUAAUCCGGCUGACUGCGCAUCACGAGGCCUCACAACUGCUCAGCUUCAAAACCACGCACUUUGGUGGACGGGACCACCAUGGAUACUCAAACCAGACUCAUGGCCGUCGCAACCUGCACUCUCUGACGAGAUGAGUGCAACAGAAGCUCGCCCAGGCGUUUCGCUGUUGACG